CCGGGGCCCUGCAGGGCCGGCCGGGGCGGGGUCGGUGGUGUUUCCGUUGCUUGGAGCUGGAUGAGAGCAGCUGCCCUGAGUCUUCGCUGGCUGCUUCUCUACUCCGUCCUGAGCGCCGCCGCCGCCCCGCUGCUGUCCGGAAGGUUCGGAGCGCUUGGUCCCUCUGUCUGGGCCCGUAUCACCUUCUCCUGACCUGUAUCACAUUCUCCUGACCUGAGCAGUCGCCAUGGCACAGGUUCUCAGAGGCACCGUGACUGACUUCCCGGGAUUCGAUGAGCGGGCUGAUGCAGAAACUCUUCGGAAGGCCAUGAAAGGCCUGGGCACUGACGAGGAGACCAUCCUGACUCUGUUGACGUCCCGAAGUAAUGCUCAGCGCCAGGAAAUCAUUGCGGCUUUUAAAACCCUCUUUGGCAGGGAUCUUCUGGAUGACCUGAAAUCAGAACUGACUGGAAAAUUUGAAAAAUUAAUUGUGGCUCUGAUGAAACCCUCUAAGCUUUAUGAUGCCUAUGAACUGAAACAUGCUCUUAAGGGAGCCGGGACAGAUGAAAAAGUACUGACAGAAAUUAUUGCUUCAAGGACACCUGAAGAACUGAGAGCCAUAAAACAAGUGUAUGAAGAAGAAUACGGCUCAAGCCUGGAAGAUGACGUGGUGGGGGAUACUUCAGGGUACUACCAGAGGAUGUUGGUGGUUCUCCUUCAGGCUAACCGAGACCCUGAUGCUAGAAUUGAUGAAGCUCAGGUAGAACUGGAUGCUCAGGCUUUGUUUCAAGCUGGGGAACUCAAAUGGGGGACGGAUGAAGAAAAGUUUAUCACGAUCUUUGGAACACGCAGCGUGUCUCAUUUGAGGAGGGUGUUUGACAAAUACAUGACUAUAUCAGGAUUUCAAAUUGAAGAAACCAUUGACCGGGAGACUUCCGGUAAUUUGGAACAACUACUCCUUGCUGUUGUAAAAUCUAUUCGAAGUAUACCUGCCUACCUUGCAGAAGCCCUCUACUGUGCUAUGAAGGGAGCUGGGACAGAUGACCAUACCCUCAUCAGAAUUGUGGUUUCCAGGAGUGAGAUUGAUCUAUUUAACAUAAGAAAGGAGUUCAGGAAGAAUUUUGCCACCUCUCUUUAUUCCAUGAUUAAGAACGAUACAUCUGGGGACUAUAAGAAAGCCCUGCUGCUGCUCUGUGGAGGAGAAGACUGACACGCCUCCUGGCUCAUCAAUUGACAGUGGUGCUAGUUGAGAACUGAAUUUACAGUUGGCUUUUUGGGUGAAAGGCUUGAAUUGCCGUACCACAGACUAUGUAUUUUUCUCCUCCACAGCAGCAUGGAAUGAGGUUGAAGGGGGAAUCUGAUUUAUCUGCAGCAUGCUGAUUUGGGCUUCUGUUAAGGUGAUGCUUGGGGUGCUAGUUCUUGAUAGAAACACUAAUUUUAAAACUUAGAAAUCCAGAGCACUACCUUCCACUUGUUUUUCCUACCUACCGUCUGCUACCUUCUGUGAAAUAAAAAAGGGAAAUAGCUUUUAGAAAGCAGCAGUUGAUCUCUUCUAAUAUUUACCUUCCAGUUUUCUUUCUGCUUUCAAAUUUCCUCUUCAGUUGGUAUAAUAAUACGUACACCCUGACAGACAUAUUUUUUAAAACAGAAGUGAUAAAGUGAUUGCCCUUGACAAGAAGGUAUUUUUAUAAAAUGUACUCCUUCUCCCUUUGAAAAUUUUAAAAUAGUGAUCAUAAUGUUUUUUCACAAAAUUGGCUGCUCAUCAGAAUAUCCAGGGAAGCCUUAAAAAUUAUGUGUAAAUAUGACAUUGGAUUUUUUCAAAAGCCCCGUGGGCAAUUCUGAUGCAGAGCCAGGUUAAGAAUCAAUUACUUUUCAUAGGAAAGAUCUUAGAUAGUAUGUUUCAAAAAGUUCUUUUUAUUUAAUAGUUCACUGACUUUAAAUAUAAGCCCUUGAUUAUUUGUCAUGCUUCAAAAGAUAUGAAAGAGUGAGCAUUAAAAUCUGCUAUAUUUAAACAGUUUGUGACCCUUUGCUCAGCUUUUGCUGUGAAUUUAUUGUGAUACCUCUGUUUUUGUUUUUUGAUUUUUCUUUUUGGAACUAGGCAAGCUGAUUCUAAAUUUAAUAUGAAAAAAGAAUGUUGUGUUAGGUGCCAC
Trichechus manatus latirostris (Florida manatee) is the source of this 2129-nucleotide messenger RNA. RefSeq names its product annexin A5 (gene ANXA5). The transcript has 14 exons. Gene Ontology annotation, molecular function: calcium-dependent phospholipid binding; calcium ion binding. Gene Ontology annotation, cellular component: cytoplasm; sarcolemma. Gene Ontology annotation, biological process: negative regulation of coagulation. The record is from RefSeq and is a predicted model, not a curated record. The coding region runs from base 227 to 1189 and encodes 320 amino acids. Lineage: Eukaryota; Metazoa; Chordata; Mammalia; Sirenia; Trichechidae.